This is a messenger RNA of Marmota flaviventris (yellow-bellied marmot), 7456 nucleotides long. RefSeq names its product ankyrin repeat and FYVE domain containing 1 (gene Ankfy1). NCBI's taxonomy places the organism in Eukaryota, Metazoa, Chordata, Mammalia, Rodentia, Sciuridae. Gene Ontology annotation, molecular function: metal ion binding; protein binding. The record is from RefSeq and is a predicted model, not a curated record.
CGAGACUGCAGGCAGGGCCGGGCCCGACAUGGCGGAAGAGGAGGUGUCCAAGUUGGAGAAGCACUUGAUGCUUCUCCGGCAAGAGUAUGUCAAGCUGCAGAAGAAAUUGGCAGAGACAGAGAAGAGAUGCACUCUUUUGGCUGCACAAGCAAACAAGGAAAACAGCAGUGAGUCCUUCAUCAGCCGGUUGCUGACGAUAGUGGCGGACCUGUAUGAGCAAGAGCAGUACAGUGAUCUGAAAAUAAAGGUUGGAGGCAGGCACAUCAGUGCUCAUAAGUUUGUCCUGGCAGCCCGUAGUGACAGCUGGAGUCUGGCCAACUUGUCUUCCACUGAGGAACUGGACCUGUCAGAUGCUAAUCCUGAGGUGACAAUGACAAUGCUUCGCUGGAUCUACACAGAUGAGCUGGAGUUCAGAGAGGAUGAUGUGUUCCUGACUGAAUUGAUGAAACUAGCAAAUCGGUUUCAGCUACAGCUCCUUAGGGAGAGAUGUGAAAAGGGUGUUAUGUCCCUGGUGAAUGUUAGGAACUGUAUUCGCUUCUAUCAGACUGCAGAGGAACUGAAUGCCAGCACACUGAUGAACUACUGUGCAGAGAUUAUUGCCAGUCAUUGGGAUGACUUACGAAAGGAGGACUUUAGCAGUAUGGGUGCUCAGUUGUUAUACAAAAUGAUCAAAUCCAAGACAGAGUACCCAUUACACAAAGCUAUCAAAGUGGAGAGAGAAGAUGUGGUCUUCCUUUAUCUGAUUGAAAUGGAUUCACAGCUCCCUGGGAAGCUGAAUGAAGUGGAUCAUAAUGGAGAUCUUGCAUUAGAUCUAGCCCUUUCACGACGACUAGAGAGUAUUGCUACCACGCUGGUUAGUCAUAAAGCUGAUGUGGACAUGGUAGACAAGAAUGGCUGGAGCUUGUUACAUAAAGGAAUCCAAAGAGGAGAUCUCUUUGCUUCUACUUUCCUUAUUAAGAAUGGGGCCCUUGUUAAUGCUGCUACAUUGGGUGCCCAAGAGACACCAUUACACCUUGUGGCAUUGUACAGUUCAAAGAAACAUUCAACAGAUGUGAUGUCUGAGAUGGCACAGAUUGCAGAGGCCCUCCUACAGGCUGGUGCCAAUCCCAACAUGCAGGAUAGCAAGGGCAGGACUCCUUUACACCUGUCCAUCACCGCCAGGAAUGAAUAUGUGUUCAAUCAGCUGCUGCAGUGUAAACAGUUAGAUUUAGAGCUAAAAGACCAUGAAGGCAGCACAGCUUUGUGGCUGGCAGUACAGUACAUCACUGUAUCUUCGGAUGCAUCUGUAAACCCCUUUGAAGACCUCCCUGUGGUAAAUGGGACUUCAUUUGAUGAAAACAGCUUUGCAGCCAGACUCAUUCAGCGUGGCAGCAACACUGAUGCACCUGAUACCAUGACAGGAAAUUGUUUACUGCAGCGGGCAGCUGGAGCAGGAAAUGAGGCAGCAGCACUUUUCCUGGCAACCAAUGGUGCCCAUGUCAACCACAAAAACAAGUGGGGAGAAACCCCAUUGCACACAGCUUGCCGGCACGGCCUGGCCAACCUCACAGCAGAGCUCCUGCAGCAAGGUGCCAACCCAAACCUGCAGACAGAGGAGGCUCUGCCUUUGCCAAAGGAGGUCACAUCCCUAACCAGCUCCAUGGACAAUGUGUAUCUGCAGACGCCGCUUCACAUGGCAAUUGCUUAUAAUCACCCAGAUGUGGUAUCUGUCAUCCUGGAGCAGAAAGCCAAUGCUCUUCAUGCCACCAACAACUUGCAAAUUAUUCCGGACUUCAGCCUCAAGGAUUCCCGGGACCAGACUGUGCUGGGCCUGGCAUUGUGGACUGGCAUGCAUACCAUUGCAGCCCAGCUGCUGGGCUCCGGGGCUUCCAUCAAUGACACCAUGUCAGAUGGGCAAACCUUGUUGCACAUGGCCAUACAGCGGCAGGAUAGCAAGAGUGCACUCUUUCUCCUGGAGCAUCAGGCAGAUAUAAAUGUCAGGACUCAGGAUGGGGAGACAGCCCUUCAGCUGGCCAUCAGAAAUCAGCUUCCACUCGUAGUUGAUGCCAUAUGCACCCGAGGAGCUGACAUGUCCGUUUCAGACGAGAAAGGGAACCCCCCACUGUGGCUUGCGUUGGCAAAUAAUUUGGAAGACAUUGCAUCCACUCUGGUCAGACAUGGUUGUGAUGCCACAUGCUGGGGUCCAGGACCUAGCGGUUGCCUCCAAACACUUCUGCACAGAGCUAUUGAUGAAAACAAUGAGUCCACUGCCUGCUUUCUUAUUCGCAGUGGCUGUGAUGUGAAUAGUCCCAGACAGCCAGGUGCUAAUGGAGAAGGAGAGGAAGAAGCCAGGGAUGGGCAGACUCCCUUGCAUUUGGCAGCUUCCUGGGGACUGGAAGAGACUGUGCAGUGUCUUCUGGAAUUUGGUGCCAAUGUAAAUGCACAGGAUGCAGAAGGCAGAACACCUGUCCAUGUGGCCAUCAGCAACCAACACAGUGUCAUCAUUCAGUUGUUGAUUUCUCACCCUGAUAUCCACUUGAAUGUACGAGACAGGCAAGGGCUGACCCCAUUUGCCUGUGCCAUGACUUACAAGAACAACAAGGCAGCUGAGGCCAUUCUAAAACGAGAGUCUGGAGCUGCUGAGCAGGUGGAUAACAAGGGCCGGAAUUUUCUUCACGUGGCAGUUCAGAACUCUGAUAUUGAAAGUGUCCUGUUCUUGAUCAGUGUCCAGGCUAAUGUGAAUUCCAGAGUUCAGGAUGCUUCCAAGUUGACUCCUUUGCAUCUUGCUGUCCAAGCAGGCUCAGAGAUUAUUGUUCGCAAUUUGCUUCUUGCAGGAGCCAAGGUGAAUGAAUUAACCAAGCAUCGCCAAACUGCCCUCCAUCUUGCUGCCCAGCAGGACCUGCCUACCAUCUGCUCAGUUCUCCUAGAGAAUGGAGUAGACUUUGCUGCUGUGGAUGAGAAUGGAAAUAAUGCUCUUCAUCUUGCUGUCAUGCAUGGUCGACUCAACAACAUCCGGGUUCUCCUGACAGAGUGCACAGUGGAUGCUGAAGCCUUUAAUCUGAGAGGCCAGUCACCACUGCAUAUUUUGGGACAGUAUGGCAAAGAGAAUGCAGCAGCCAUCUUUGAUCUGUUCUUAGAGUGCAUGCCUGAGUAUCCUCUAGAUAAACCAGAUGCAGAAGGAAACACAGUGCUGCUCUUAGCAUACAUGAAAGGGAAUGCCAACUUGUGCCGUGCCAUCGUCCGAUCUGGGGCUCGUCUUGGGGUGAAUAAUAACCAAGGUGUGAAUAUUUUCAACUACCAGGUUGCAACCAAGCAACUUCUGUUUAGACUAUUAGACAUGCUCUCCAAGGAACCUCCAUGGUGUGAUGGCUCCAACUGCUACGAGUGCACUGCCAAGUUUGGAGUCACAACGCGCAAGCAUCACUGUCGGCAUUGUGGACGUCUGCUUUGCCAUAAAUGUUCUACCAAGGAAAUUCCUAUUAUAAAGUUUGAUCUGAACAAGCCUGUGCGAGUCUGCAACAUUUGCUUUGAUGUACUGACACUGGGUGGAGUCUCUUAGCUCCUAGGACGCCCAGGCCACAUCCCCAUCACCUCCCCAGCAGCUGCUCUGCUCACCAGCCUGCCCCACCGGACCCCCACCUAGAGCAGGAGCUGGCAGUCGUCUUCCUGCGGCAAUACUGGAACAAUUAAGGACCGUGAUCCCGUUUCGAAUAAUUCUGUAUGAUUGUCAGUAUGUUAGACUGUGAUUGAGUUCACUAGAUGUCUCACUAAUCAGACCAGGCCAUUUAGCCUAAGUGGUAAACAUGAUAGGAAUUAGACCCCAUUCUGCUAGCAACAUUCAAGGACACUUUGAGAACAUUUUCCCUCCAGUAGUUUAGUGUCCAUCUCAGAGCAUUCCUAAGUCUUCCUGCCUGGGCUGGCUUACGAGGCAGAGCCUAACAGAGUGGGAAGCUGGCUGUAUCAUGAGAGCUGGCUUCACUCUAGGUUAAGUGGCUCUGGACUUUUCUGCAGUGUUUUCAUAAAGUUAAUAGGAUCCUCUUACCCUGAAGUCUUUUCUUUUUUUAAGCUAAGCUGUAUUUUUAGCAAGCUGCCCCUUUUAAAAAGGUGAAAUCUUUCUAAACAGGGUUCAAAGAUGAGAGCUGAAAAAUCGUGGCCUUAACAACUGAAAGCUUUACUAGUGUUCAUGCUGCCCAGGUGUCAGGAGUACAGUGUGGCGGCUUGACACCUCCUAGCAGCUGUCUCAUCCUCUCGUCUUGCUGCGUCCUGUCUGUGGAGUCCUUAGUCACUCUGCCACUAAGUGAGUGGUGGAGGAAAUGCACUUUUAUUGUGCCGCACUUUUUAUAUAGCUGCAUCAUUGGUGAUUCCUAUUUAAAAAUCCAUAAUCAAAAAUAAACUCACACAUUCUCCUCACAGCAGUGAUUCUAAUGUUCAGCUGUGGCUAGACCUCAGCCCACCCUAAUCUUAGAGGAAACUCCUGCUGAGUGUCUCUUAGAGCAAGAGAUUCAUAUAGGCCAAGUGCCCAGAGGGGGGGAUCAACUAGACUGCAGCUCUAAGGCCUUCUCCAGCCUCAGGCUGGCAGAUCCCAUCUCCUUGACAUGAAUGCUUCUUGCUGAAACCUUUCCUGGUUAUGCUGUUAAUGCUGUUGAUCCCAGUUCUGUGUAGCUUGCCUGCCCCAAAAGCCAAUAGCUGAAGGCCCUGGCCAAGUGUGUGCAAACCAUUUUGGAAGGCUCUGACUUGAUUGCUGAUUGAGGCCUCCAGAACUCAUUUGGGCCUUAGUUGCUGCUAGUACGUACAUCUAUUGACUCUGAGGUGUUAAACUCCUUUUCUUUUGAAGGUUUGGCCAGUUUUUAAAAAAUGCACAUUGAAAAAGAAACUUUUACCACUGCUUUUUAAUAAUAUUCAAUUCUGAGAUGAACAAUAUGUGCUAUAUAGUUAUAUUCAGAGAUUAACAAUCUCAAAAAUACUGAUUUUUUUUCAGACACUUAAUAACCACUACAUUUUUUUUUUGCAUUAAUGAAGUAUGGAUAUAUGUGUAAAAGGGACUGAGUAUUAUUUUGCAACAUCCCUGUUUUGUUUGUUUCUCCUUUGGAUAGUGGUAUGUCCUCUAUGUUGCUGUAGAUUUAAACAUUCUAUUGCCUAAAUAUGUGUGUAAAAUGCGCUGAUAAACCAGAGUGCUACUUUUAAAAAAUAUUUCUGUGAUUUAUAAGAUAUAUAUGCUUUUUAUGUUAAUAUGAGCUUGUGCACAAUGUUUAAAAAAAUGAGAAAAAUUUCCCUUCACCCAGUCUGUGAUAUAUUUCAUACAGAAUUUUUAUAAAAUAUUUGACCAAGUUUUGGUAAAUGACCAUGUUUAAGCAUGUGGUCAGUUUCCAUUUUCUGUUGCCUAAAAAGGCCCACAAGAACAUAGGGCUUCAUUAGGUAGCUUGACAUUUAGAAAGCAAAAUAAUUAUGAUUUAGAUAUGAAUUGAGGUGGUCGGUACAUACAUACUUGUUCUUUUAAUGUUCACAGUGGAAAGGAAAGGACAGGAAUUCAAUCAGGGAUUGUUCUGCCCUUGCCCUCCCAUGCCAGUUUCAAUAACAGUGUCGCCUAUACUUGCACUUAAAAUCUUAAGAUCAUGUUUAAAAUGUGUUGAUUCAAGCUUUUAUUCAGAGUCCAGGGACAGCAAUGAUACUGACCAACCGUGGAUGCAGGGGAACAUUUUUUGAGUUCUGCACUGGUGCAUUCAUGUAGUGAUAGAAUAGGCCUCUUUCCCAAGUCUUAGGAAAUCUCCCUAAAUCUAACACACUGCUUGCUGCUCACUGGGCUGCACUCAGCAGGCUCCUUGAAGGGUAUCUGCCCUGUGGGACCCCAACAUACACUGCCCUGGCCAGGACCAGACACACUCUGUGUCCCUGUUAUGCUCUUCAUGCUGUCAAGACUUGACUACAAAACUGCCUAGCUGUUCUUGUUAAAUUUUAAUUAGUAGCUUGAGUACUAGUAGCAAAAUUUAAUUUUAUUCAUUUGGAAAGUUGCCAAUUGUGAAUGAAUAGAUCAGGAAGAAUAAACUUUGCUGAAAUAUAAUUUGCUGCAUCAUUCAACAUUGUUAAUGCCAAAUUAGCUCUGUAACUAUCUCUUGAUCGUUGCCAGACUUAAGACAGAGGUACAAACCAUGUGAUAUGUAUAAAUUGAAUGGCUUAAACUAAUUUGCCGUGAUCCUCUAACACAAAAAUGUCCCACAAACUUAAGUGCCUACACUUAGGACUCUAGUUUCAGUUAUCUUUCCAGUGGUGUCUCACUGAAUGAUGUAUUAGAACACGUGUUCCAUUUGCAGUUUUGUGCCUGUACACUGUCAACACCAAUUACCAAUUUAGUUGAAGCUGGAUUAGAUUGCUCAAUUCACCUGCCACAUUCUCUCCAAGGAGUGGGGUCCACAUGACCUUCAGUCCUCUACCUCAGAGCCUUCAGUCAUUUCUGACCACCCUGAUCAGCUUCGCCCUCUAUACCCGAAUGGGCCCCUGUGUGGAGCUCAGUGUGCAUGUGGUCUAUUCUUCCCUAUUCACGUCUCAUGUAUUGUAAUAAACUGUUCCUAUGUUAAUCUUGUCCACAGGCAUGGAGGGGAGGGAAGGCUUGGGAACAGGAAGAUCACUGAGCUCCACUAGGUUUCCUUCAUCCGGAGAAAAAGAACACUUCUGAAUUAUGUAAUGCUUAGACCUGAGGCAAAGCAAACAUCCAGGUGACAGUGGCAUGCACAAUUAAAUGUACACUUCCAUCAUAGAAACACUCGCUUCCUUCACAAAAGCUCCAGAAUAACCAUGUGAAGCACCAGAGCUUCCCCUCCCAGCUGGAGAGAGGAGCCAGCAGAGAGAAAAUGGUUACCCAGGCACUGAAAGCCACACUCACACCCUGUGGCAGUGAUUUAGUGAAGAGCUGAGUGUCUGACCAGAUAUAAACAAAACACUUAAAUCCCCAAAAGUUGUAGAUGCCUUAAACAUUUUCUUUGGAAGAUCAUCAUCUGUACAGUUUCUCUUUUGUGUGGCGUAAAUAAUAUAUUAAUCUGUUACAACUGACAACAUUGGUUCUCUGUAACAGGAGUCUUGAGACUGCUUGACCUAAUGACUUGCCUUUUUGGUAGAUGUGUGGAGUUGGCUGUUCCAUGACAACCCUGUGGUACCAAGGGCAAGGGCAGUAGCUGGGCAGAAACUGCAGGUACACAUUUGGGUUGAUCACCUUGGCUUCCACAUCAUUUGAGGUGGUGCUCAGUGUGGGAUAAUGGCAUCAUAUAGGACCAUGGCGCUUAUGGGCUUUUUUUUUUUUUUUUUUUUUGAGUCUGUGUAAUGGAAUGUAUUUUUCAAAUACUGAUAUUUGGAUUUUCUGUAACAAUUCCUUAUAAUAAAAUGAGGUAAAAUUGUGCAUUUCAAGUGGAAACUUUAAUAAGACAUUUGUAGUUACUUCUAAUGCAGAAGUACCAAUAAGCAUUAAAAACAAACAAAAACCUCUUGA